CCAAACUGCAUCUCCUAUUUCAGAACUUCUGCGAAGUGAGGGACUGUACUCGCCUUAAAUUGCGUUCCUUCUGCAUCGCCCUUUGAACGAGCUUGCAUACGUUAUACUUUCCUUUGUCAUCCUUCCUGAGACCUACCCCGCCUCGGACGCAGCCUCGAACCCGCGAUCCAACACCGAUAGUUUUUGAAGUGGAUUGGACGUUACACGACUUCGGAUUUUGCUGCCAAGGCUCUGGGGAACCCUCUGCAUUGUUUGGUCAGCUCUGAGAAGGAGGGAUUUCAACUUCGCUUCAGGGAACAUCGGGGGGCGGGAUGGAGAGCCAGAGCUCGCCAUCCACCAGUGGCCGAGCCAUGCUUUUUUCAGCAUCCAGGCCGGCUGUGGUGCUUUGUAUACUUCUGCUGUCCUGCGCUCUAGCAUCAGCCCAGUGGGUUGUUGAGACCAACAGCUUCCGCAUCAAAGAGCCAUCCAGUGCAGCGGGAGAGCAUGAUGCGGCUAUUGGAGAUUUUGGAGUGCCUCUUUAUGGCGGAGCCUUGACAGGGGAGAUUGUGUACAUGGAAAACAACAAGCUGGGCUGCAAUGUGUUUGAGCGCCCCUUGGUGCAAACCACGCUGCCAGUCUUCCUGCUGGUGGAGAGAGGAGAUUGCUACUUCAUCGAGAAGGCAUACAAUGCGGAGAAGGCGGGCGCGAAGGCCAUCAUAGUGGCGGACUACAAGGAUGAGCGGCUGCUGACAAUGGCGGUGCCGGAGGAUCGCCCCGAGAUUGCUGCCCUCAAGAAUGACAUCACCAUCCCCACCGCUCUCAUCACCCAGGAGGUCGGCCAGAAGCUGAAGGAUGCCCUGCAUGCCAAGGAGGCCUCCCCAGUCGUGGUGGAGCUCGACUGGAAGGAGUCCGUGCUGCACGAGGACGACAGGGUGGAGUGGGACUUCUGGACCAGCGCCAACGACGGCUGCGGCAACGGCUGUGACCAGCAGACCGACUUCAAGAAGAAGAUGCGCGACACCGCAAUCGCUCUCGAGAAGGACGGCUUUGCCAAGUACACACCGCACUUCAUGACCAGGAAGUGCAGCUAUGAUGCCGACACGCCCGAGUGCACCACCAACUGCAUCCACAGGGGGCGCUACUGCGCGGUGGACUCCAUUAGCGAUGAGUUCAGCGGCAAGUUCAAGGGCUGGCAGGUGGUGGAGGAGAACAAGCGCCAGCUGUGCGUGUACAAGCUGGCCUCUGACAGCAAGGAGCCCUGGAAGUGGUGGGACUAUGCCGCCGGAUUUGCAGAGCAGUGCACCAUGCAGAAUGGCCGCUACGCUGACAGGUCCUGCAUCCGUGCCCAGCUGGACACAGUGGGCAUCAGCGAGGAUGAGGUCAAUCGCUGCAUGGGCGACAGCUCAGCCGACAGCACCCACGACCUCCUGGAGCAGGGCAACGACCAGUGGGGCAACGGCAAGAUCCUGCUGCUGCCCACCAUCAUCGUGAACAAGCACCAGUACCGCGGCCGCCUCGAUGUUCCCUCCGUCCUGCGUGCCCUCUGCGCCGGCUUCUCCGAGACCACCGAGCCCCAGGUGUGCUUGGCAGGGUCGAUGCAGGAGGAUGACUGCAAGUACAGCACGCACGGCUGCUGGACAUCCGGCUCUGGGGACAAGGGCGUCACCGCCUGCAAGGACACCUUCCGCGGCUACGUCUGUCAGUGCCCCCCAGGCUGGAGGGGCGAUGGGACGCACUGCGAGGACAUCGAUGAGUGCGCGGAGGGAACAGCGCAGUGCCAGCAGACCUGCACCAACAACCCCGGCGGCUACGAGUGCAGCUGCCGGGACGGCUUCACCCUGCUGGGCGGCCACUCCAGCACAGGCAUCUGCCUGCCCAUCGACCAGUGCAAGAAGGAUGCGGGCGGCUGCGAGUUUGGCUGCAACAGCCAGGACGGCCAGGCCACCUGCUCCUGCCCGGCGGGGCUGCGGCUGGGUCCGGACGGCAAGAAGUGCGUGGACAUUGACGAGUGCGCGGAGGGCAAGGCGCCAUGCGAGCAGGUGUGUGAAAACCGCGACCCGCGUGACACCGGGCUGCAGUACGUCUGCAAGUGCCGCCCCGGGUUCAGCAUCGACAUCGACAACCAGCACAAAUGCAUCCCCAAGGCGGUGUACAUGGCGAAGCUAGGCCUGAAGAACAACAAGGUGAGCGCGUGGACGGUGGCUGGCAUAAUCACGGCCGCCACGCUGAUCGCCAUCGUGGCCGGCUACGCGGUGCACAAGCUGCGCAUGCGUCACGUCAUGCAGAACGAGAUCCGCGACAUCAUGCGCCAGUACAUGCCACUGGAGGGCAACAACAUUGAUGAGUCACUGCUACCCAACUCAUCGCCCAGGAUCAAGGCUGGCAAGGGACCCGUAAUGCCCGCCGACCCACCAGCCGACAGCAGCGUCUAGUUAGGAUGCUCUUCUUUUAAAUGCCCACGUGCAUACUGGAAAGUAAAGGAUAAAGUGCAGCCAAACAAGAGGACGGUGCUGGGGGAAGUGUGGAGGAGUAUGAAGGAAUAGAGCUGCUCACAUGUGCACCAGAGGCUUUGCCUAAGAUGUGAUGUCCUACGUGCAUGCUGGUGGCAAGCAAGAAAGUGUAUUUUAUAGCGUAGGGCAUUGGACGGCUGUGAAGGUACAGCCGUGUCGAACAAAUGCGAACGUUGUCCUUAUAAACUAGACGGAGUUUUGAAGACUCUCAUGCCAAGCAGAAUUCUCUUGUUUGAAACCCCGUGAAUGCCAUGUGAACGAUGUGAGAGCUUCCUUUUGAACAGCAUCACCAUUUUUGCCUGAAAUGAAAACUGGCUGUGCAGCCUUCUGUAGCAUUAGGUUCCCCUGAAUGACGCAUGACAGGAGUGGCCUCAAGUUGUCACAUGCGCGUGGUGCUUUUGCAGGCAUCCAGUGAAUUGUAGUGAGCUACUAGGAAUGUAAAAUCCAUGUACUGUAUACAUCUGCAAUGGAUACCGGCACUUCUGCUAUGCAUAGCAUCACAGGUCCGUUCACAUCUGAUUGAGCUUGGAGGAACCUCACAGCGCUCUGCAGCUGCUCCUAAUGCGCUUUGAUAUUAUUCCAGCUGCUCUGCAUUGUUUAUUGUCCGGUCACACGAUUUGUUCUGCAGGAAAGUUUUCAACAUGUACAAACAUUUUGAGACGCUCUUUGCAUGCGGUGCUAGCUCUUUUGACACUGCAACUACUCCAAGUCUCUUUAUUGCUGCCUGCGCGGGCUAGCACCCCAAAAAUUUCGCUCAUCGCCUUGCAGAGAGGAAGAGCAUCUCCAAAUUGGUCUGCAAAGCGCCCGUUUUGGCUGAGGUGACUAGGCUUGGCUCGAAAUUGCGGCUCAAGACGCGUCGACUCCCACAAUGGAAUUGAUGACGCCCGUUACUGGUCUCACUCAUUCUCAUCACACCGAUCCCAAGUCUGCCCAUAAGGGAGGACCAUCAGGUCUGCUGGUCUACUAUAUGCCCAGCGCCGGUGAUAGAAGAGUUUGAGAAGAGCCUGUCAUCUUGCUUGAUUGCAGAGCGGCGCAUUCGUCUGGCCGCUGGAUUCAAGAAUCCCUCGUACCCUCUCACAGCAUUUCCCCGCAGGUUGGACUGCUCCAGAUAUCUCGUUUCAAGCUCAUAGAUCUGCUUCUCGAUGGUCCAAAGGUUCUCUUCAAGACGUGAUCUUUUCUGCUCUGCCUCUUGCACAUCUUCAUCUGGCACGCUGGCUACAGGAGGUGCAGAUGUCUUUUUCACUGGGCUACGCGUCUUUGGUGGCGCAGAAGCUUUCUCGGCCUUCUGGGCCUUCUGUUUCUUGACCAUCACAUCGCUUCAUGACACUGAAUCAUCUGAAAAUCCCACGUUUGCCUCGCUCAAGGCUCCAAUCACAGCAUCAAGCCAAAUUCUACACUGCCGCUGUUCGAUCAACCAGCAAAGCUAUGGCAGAUAAUCAACUAAAACAUUUUGGGACAAUAUUUGACCCUCCAAACCGACAAUUAGAUUGUCAACCUUGAGGCUCGGCAAGC
Coccomyxa subellipsoidea C-169 is the source of this 4001-nucleotide messenger RNA. RefSeq lists its product as hypothetical. The transcript has 18 exons. Lineage: Eukaryota; Viridiplantae; Chlorophyta; Trebouxiophyceae; Coccomyxaceae. Gene Ontology annotation, molecular function: calcium ion binding. Bases 312 to 2411 code for a protein of 699 amino acids. The record is from RefSeq and is a predicted model, not a curated record.